Messenger RNA from Erpetoichthys calabaricus (reedfish), 593 nucleotides. RefSeq names its product craniofacial development protein 2-like. The transcript is spliced from 2 exons. Gene Ontology annotation, cellular component: nucleus. Bases 37 to 579 code for a protein of 180 amino acids. The record is from RefSeq and is a predicted model, not a curated record. Gene Ontology annotation, biological process: chromatin remodeling. NCBI's taxonomy places the organism in Eukaryota, Metazoa, Chordata, Cladistia, Polypteriformes, Polypteridae.
GAGAAAGAAGAUUUUUGGAGUGAGCUGGAUGAAGUGAUGAACAGUGUACCCAAGGGACAGAAAGUGGUGAUUGGAGUGGAUUUCAAUGGACAUGUUGGUGAAGGGAACAGAGGAGACGAAGAGGUGAUGGGUAGGUAUGGUGUCAAGGAGAGGAAUGAAGAAGGUCAGAGGAUAGUGGAUUUUGCCAAAAGGAUGGACAUGGCUGUGGUGAAUAUGUAUUUUAAGAAGAGGGAGGAACAUAGGGUUAUGUACAAGAGUGGAGGAAAAUGCACACAGGUAGAUUACAUCCUAUGCAGAAGAGUUGAUCUGAAGCAGAUUGAAGACUGCAAAGUGGUGGCAGGAGAAAGUGUAGUUAAGCAGCAUAGAAUGGUGGUCUGUAGGAUGACGCUGGAGAUCAAGAAGAGGAAGAGAGUGAGGGCAGAGCCAAGGAUCAAAUGGUGGAAGUUGAAAAAGGAAGACUGCAAGGUUGAGUUUAGGGAGGAGGUGAGACAGGCACCUGGUGGCAGUGAAGAGUUACCAGACAGCUGGGAAACUACGGCAGAUGUAGUAAGGGUGACAGCAAAAGGGUGCUUGGUGUGACAUCUGGACAGAGG